AUGGCUACCUUCACUUCCCAGGUCAGCGCGAUGGCUGGCGCCUCCCCGUCGUGCUCUCUCUUCGUGAGCCGGCGGCGGCCGGCGGUCAUGCCCCUGCAGAUGCGGGUUGCUCGUGGCGGGAGGCCGCGCGGGUUGGCGAUGCGGGUGACGUGCGAGAAGGUGGUGGGAAUCGACCUGGGCACCACCAACUCCGCCGUCGCGGCGAUGGAGGGCGGUAAGCCGACGGUGAUCACCAACGCCGAGGGCCAGCGGACGACGCCGUCGGUGGUGGCGUACACCAAGGGAGGAGAACGGCUAGUGGGCCAGAUUGCCAAGAGGCAGGCCGUCGUCAACCCGGAGAACACCUUCUUCUCCGUCAAGCGCUUCAUUGGACGCAAGAUGGCUGAGGUAGAUGACGAGGCCAAGCAGGUCUCGUAUAACGUUGUGCGCGAUGAGAACGGAAACGUCAAGCUCGACUGCCCUGCUAUCGGCAAGCAGUUCGCAGCGGAAGAGAUAUCCGCGCAGGUAUUGAGGAAAUUGGUGGAUGAUGCAUCUAAGUUUCUGAAUGACAAAAUUACAAAAGCGGUGGUUACCGUUCCAGCGUACUUCAAUGACUCGCAGAGAACAGCAACAAAGGAUGCUGGCCGUAUUGCAGGGCUGGAAGUUCUGCGCAUUAUAAAUGAGCCAACUGCUGCAUCUCUUGCUUAUGGUUUUGAGAAGAAAAACAAUGAAACGAUUCUAGUGUUUGACUUGGGUGGCGGUACUUUUGAUGUCUCUGUAUUGGAGGUUGGAGAUGGUGUAUUUGAGGUGCUUUCCACAUCUGGGGACACACACUUAGGUGGAGAUGACUUUGAUAAGGAUUGGCUUGCUAGCACCUUCAAGAAUGAUGAAGGCAUCGAUCUUCUUAAGGAUAAACAAGCCCUUCAGCGUCUUACUGAGGCAGCAGAAAAAGCUAAGAUGGAAUUGUCAACGCUCACACAGGCGAACAUUAGCUUGCCAUUCAUAACUGCUACUGCUGAUGGGCCCAAACACAUUGAGGCAACCCUCUCUAGAGCUAAAUUCGAGGAACUGUGUUCAGAUCUGAUUGAUAGGCUUAAAACUCCUGUUAAUAACGCCUUGAAAGAUGCCAAGCUAUCUGUUAGUAAUCUAGAUGAAGUGAUUCUUGUGGGUGGAUCCACCCGAAUCCCUGCAGUGCAAGAAACUGUUAGGAAGAUUACAGGCAAGGAUCCCAAUGUUACAGUCAACCCUGAUGAGGUUGUUUCUCUUGGGGCGGCCGUACAGGGUGGAGUUUUGGCUGGAGAUGUGAAGGAUGUUGUUCUUCUUGAUGUUACUCCAUUGUCAAUUGGUUUGGAGACGUUGGGUGGAGUGAUGACGAAGAUUAUCCCCAGGAAUACAACACUGCCCACCUCCAAAUCAGAGGUAUUCUCAACGGCUGCUGAUGGACAGACAAGUGUUGAGAUUAAUGUGCUCCAGGGAGAGAGAGAGUUUGUCAGGGACAACAAGUCUCUUGGAAGCUUCCGACUGGAUGGGAUCCCUCCUGCACCACGUGGUGUACCACAAAUUGAAGUGAAGUUUGACAUUGAUGCCAAUGGCAUUCUGUCAGUAGCAGCUGUUGAUAAGGGUACUGGAAAGAAGCAGGAUAUCACCAUCACUGGUGCUAGUACUCUACCAAAGGAUGAGGUCGAGAGAAUGGUAGAAGAAGCUGACAAGUUUGCCCAGGAGGACAAAGAGAAAAGAGAUGCUAUUGACACCAAGAACCAAGCAGACUCUGUGGUGUACCAGACGGAGAAGCAACUGAAGGAGCUUGGGGACAAGGUCCCUGCUCCUGUGAAAGAGAAGGUUGAUGUAAAGCUCCAGGAACUGAAAGAUGCCAUUGCUGGUGGAUCGACACAGAGCAUGAAAACUGCCAUGGAGGCUUUGAACCAGGAGGUAAUGCAGAUCGGACAGGCUAUGUACAACCAAACUAGUGCUGGUGAUGCUGGCUCUACUGAUGCUGAAACUGAGCCUGGUGCUGGAUCAACAAGCUCAGGAAAGGGACCAAAUGAUGGAGAUGUUAUCGAUGCGGACUUCACAGAUAGCAAUUAA
Molecule: messenger RNA, 2064 nt
Organism: Triticum turgidum subsp. durum (durum wheat)
Lineage: Eukaryota; Viridiplantae; Streptophyta; Magnoliopsida; Poales; Poaceae
Source: the annotation of a GenBank genome assembly